This is a messenger RNA of Phytophthora nicotianae INRA-310, 2414 nucleotides long. RefSeq lists its product as hypothetical. Gene Ontology annotation, molecular function: single-stranded DNA binding. The record is from RefSeq and is a predicted model, not a curated record. Lineage: Eukaryota; Oomycota; Peronosporomycetes; Peronosporales; Peronosporaceae. Bases 32 to 832 code for a protein of 266 amino acids. Gene Ontology annotation, biological process: double-strand break repair via homologous recombination. Gene Ontology annotation, cellular component: Shu complex. The transcript has 4 exons.
CCGACCAUCACUCUUGACAUUGACCAGCAACAUGCCGCAUUUGGAGGAGUUCUUCACGCAUGGGGACGGCGCGGGCUUUUGCUUGGGCUCCAGCGCCCCGGAAGACGCGAAGCCAAGUCGACGCGAGGGUGGUGGUCUAAUGGACAACGGUGUGCUGUACUUACACGGGCCCAAGGACGCGGGUCAGACGUCACUGCUGCUGCAGUUCGGCUUCACGCAAGUCAAGGCCGGCAAGAACGUAGUGCUCGUCAUGUGCGGCGACGCAGGCGCGUCCCAGCAACCAGCGGCGUCGGAGAUCGUACCGCUCACUGCAUGCUCCAAGUGCAAUCUCCCCGCACAGACAGGAGAGAACAACGGCAUCUGGAGCCGCAUCCACAUCAAAUAUCUUCGCAGCUACGCAGAGCUGCAGUAUUUCCUGUGCUCACUGCACGUGGUGGACAAGGAAACGUCGGUACUGCUGAUUGAAGGCUUCGAGAGAUUCUUCACAGGCCAAAGUCACAUGAGCAAUGUGUACCAGACUCUGGCCUUUUUGCUGGAAGCACAAACUUACAUGAAGGCAACUACCGGCUCUGGCAUUGGAGUUGUUACGGGAAACACGGAUGCAUUCCUGCUUAGAAAUCGACCAAUACUGCGUCGAUGGUGCAGAUUCUUGGAGAUCGUACCGCAUGUCGAAGAGCCUGAUGUGUUAACUCUUCGUGAAGAGGUGGAAGACGACGCUGACUUGAGUGAAGACACGCCCAGAAUCCAAGUAAAGUACGAGUUUGCACAGCCAAGUGAUGAAACCAGUGGCAAGUUCCAAUUGUUACAUGUACAAACACGUCCAAGGAAAUGACGGAAACGCUGUACGUUUGGUUCCCUCUCUUCUUGUCUUUUUGUUGGUUUAAAUAUGUGGAGUCUGGUACGACUAACUAUCCUGGUGGUUUCUACGUUAUUUGUCAUUCCUCACUCGUUGUUAUUAUUUUUUUCUACCUAUUACGAGCGUGGGUUAAUCACUCAGCUGCUCGACUCUCUGCUGGAGAUGUAUCUCCUGUUCUAGGGGCAGUUGAUACUGCCUUCACAGGUGAGUCAACUAUCCCGUUGCUUUCGUUGCUGUCUGCUGCCUUCGCUGGAGACGUGGUCGGUGUACUUGAAGCAGACGAGUUAUCCUGGCGAUUCUUUAUCCAUCCACCUACUCGCACAGUCUUAAGCUGUUCCACAAAAAGUGUUAGUCGGAUGACUGUCUCACUGAUCAAGAGGAUCGUCACGUACAUCAGUAAUUAGCUUCUUGACGCGGUCUGGGAGCUGACAGUUUUCUUGAAUUCGAACUAGAACUGCAAAGUAUUCAUCCAUCGUUCGUCGUGAAGCUGGACUUGAUCCAUCGAGUAAAUCACCGACCAAGUUCAGAAGUCCACAAGCUGCUUCGAUGAUCUCCGCUUGAGGCUUCACCUCGUCAUCCAGCAUCAUCGCCACGCAGACGUGCAUGAUGUUCUCGGUCAACAAUUGUCGUCGGAAGAGCUCGCCCACGAAGCCUACAUUCUGCAACAUACACUUCCUUCGCCACGAGUGUUGCGCCGCUCCAUUGCUUCCGUUCUUCUUCAAAUUCAAGGACUGACUAUCCGGCUCUUCAAUCAGCGAUUCGUAGCACUUUGUAAGCAGAAUCCGCCGGAAGUUGAUCGUCUUCGCACCAUCUUUAAACUCUGGCGUUCGCUCCGACAUACCCGAACACAGCUUCGCAUACGAGUCGCUGUAAGAUUUUACCUCAAAUCCGGGUUUGCUAUUGCAUGGUCGAAGAGCAAGCCUAUAAUCUCUUGCAGUGUGUGUGUGCAGCUGAUCGUGAUCCCCAUAAACGACUCGAGGAUGGAGCUCACCGUCUCCGGCUUGACGUCAUCCAGCAAUCUACAACGCAGCAGUGUCAACAUCCACAUAUGCUUCCCAACCAUUGUAUACAAAACGCACGUGGCGAUACGGCGCUUGGCGAUAAUCGCUUCCUCGACUGGGUUAACCGGUUCGACGACAGGCACUUUGGUCUUGUCCGAGCCAUUGGUAGACUCCUCAGGAGGACCCGUGUACAGACCCAUGUUCAUGGCAGCCGCAUACUCCGUCGGGUUAAAGUAGCACACCAAGGACGCAUCAUACGACAUGACGUUCCCGCGCUGUUGGCGAGUCUUGUCCUUCUUGCCUUUCUUCCCCUUAUUCUCCCCCAUUACAGCGUCCGCACCAAUCGUAUCCGCCCAUGUGAAAUCCUCCGGCAUCAUCUCGUACAGCGGCUGAAACUAAAGCGAUAAAACCCAAUCGUUAGGUUGUAACCAUCGCAAAAAAAGUGUUAAAUCAUUAGCAUUAACCUGCAAAAGCUCCGCCACGGUAUACACCAGUCUGCCUUUCACCUUGUUGCCAAUUUUCUGCCAGCAUAAUCACAUAAUUAAUAAAUAACCCUU